AUGCAGUUGAGUAUGGGCUUAUUGGAUUAUCGAGCACUGAUACCAAAACCAUCAUUAAAAAAUACCCAACAAAUGGAGUCCACGAAUACGAAUGGGUUGUAUCUAUUGAUACAAGCGGCAGAGAUACUGGAGAAUGCAACAAUGUUUGCAAAUAGUUUACCCCCCCAAACAGAACUCUUGGGUGGAGGUUACGACUCGUAUUCUACUGCACAGAGCCUCCCAAAGUUGUCCGUAAAUAACAGGAGUUUGGCAAAGAUUUUGAACGAAGAUACAACUUUGCCGACGCACACGGACCACAACCGAAACUCUCGAGAACAAUCCACGCUGCUCUCCGCAUUAACCGCAUCCUUAACCCAACUAUCGCAUUCGCACUCGGUUCAACUCUCACGCCAUUCCGUCCUAAAUUCAGAAAACAGGCGUUUGACGGCGACCCUACGAGACAUAAAAAUAGCGUUAAUCGAGCUGAAAAGGCAAAAGCCAGUCUUAAAAAUCCUUCGACGGCUUAAUUAUAUGGAAACGUUGGAAGAGAUAGAUAUAUCGGAAGAAAAUGUAGUAGAUUUAUUCCUGGAGCUAACAAACAAAAAGGAAAUGUCUUGGAAUAGAGCAGACAUGGAGGAAAAAACAAACGCAGAGGAGAUAAAAGAAUGGAAAGAGGAAAGCAGUGGGUGUCAGCAAGAUGGUUUCGAAAACAGCUUGCUUUCCUUGCUUGAAAAAUAUCCGAAAUGUAGAAACUAUAACGAGUCAGUCCCGAAUGUUGAAUCGUCGAAAAAACGUAAAUGCGAUAACGGUGACAAUGAUUCGGUGACAAAGAAACAUAAAGAAGAAAAAGAUGUACGGGAAGUAAUUCCGGAUCCCGAGGCGUCUAAACAACCUCCCAGGUUUGAAAGCGAUAUGUAUACUCCGAGAUGGGUGCGUGGUGUGGGGAAGUCUAAGGAAGGAUUAUGUCCACAUUGUAAUCCUCCACGAUGGUAUAAGACGAAAAUAUCUGCAUACUGGUAUCAUCUAAAUUAUCAACAUGGCAUUUCCUCGAUUACCGGACGACCAUUUGCUGGGCCGGUAUCGGAACGCAACAAUAAAAAAUCCGGCUUACGAGAGGCGCUCUGCCACAAGUGUGGGAAGUGGAUACUGAACCAAUCUCCACGGGAUAAAGAAGUAUUAGUCCCAGAAAUCUAUUGGUAA
Paraglomus occultum is the source of this 1179-nucleotide messenger RNA. Lineage: Eukaryota; Fungi; Glomeromycota; Glomeromycetes; Paraglomerales; Paraglomeraceae. The record is from the annotation of a GenBank genome assembly.